This is a messenger RNA of Camellia sinensis, 2370 nucleotides long. The record is from RefSeq and is a predicted model, not a curated record. NCBI's taxonomy places the organism in Eukaryota, Viridiplantae, Streptophyta, Magnoliopsida, Ericales, Theaceae.
AUGGAGCAACAACAACGGAUGCAGCCAGGUGUUGGGCCACAACCGAGGCCAUGUUGUAACAUUACUAAGUUUAGGAAGAUAGCCUUGGCAUUUGACGAAGCCAUAGACCCUUUGGAGGCUGAAAAAUGGUUGACAGAAAUGGAGAAGUUAUUUCCCGUUUUUGAGUGUACGGAUGAUCAGAAGGUGAUCUAUGCUACAUUUAUGUUACAAGGGAUAGCUAAUGAUUGGUGGCAGAUGGAGAAGCGCAUACACGAGCAUGAUGCCAACCCCUAUACAUGGGAAAGGUUUAAGAAUGCGUUUAAUGAGAAAUACUUCCCUAGGAGUGUUCGUCUACAAAAACAGAGGAAAUUUUCAAAGUUAGAGCAAGGGAAUAAGACGGUUGCAGAAUAUGAAGCUAAGUUUACGAAGUUGUCUAAAUUUGCAUCAGCAUUUGAAGCAGACGAGGAUAGCAAAGUGGUUCCUUUCGAGUUACCUACUUUUGGAGUAGUGCUGAAUAAGGCAUUAUUGGUUGAGAGUGGCCUCACUAGAGCCCAAGAAGAGAAAGAAGAGAAUUAUAAGAAGAGGCCUAGUUCUACCAACUUUCAAACUAAUAACAGUUCGAAGGGCAAUGCUAAGAGACAAAACACUUCUUCGGUUGGGAGUUGGGGAAGUCGAACUGUGGGUGGUAGUGUUGACAAGCAGAACGAUCGGGUACAGUGCACUAGGUGUAAUGGAUUCCAUCGGUAUAAUGAGUGUCGUUGGAUUACUGGGGCUUGUUUCUCUUGCGGGCAACAGGGACACAGGAUAGCUGAUUGCCCUAACCGGAAGGGGCAUAAGAUUGAACAGAAAACAUGGACAAAUAAAGAAGCAUUAACAGACAAAGGGUCUUUAGGAAGUCAAAAGAAAAAUGGAGGUCAUAAGCCAAAGACUCAAGGUCGAGUGUACGCACUCACGCAACAAGAUGUUCAGACUUCCAACACGGUGGUGUCAGGUACUGUUUUAGUGUCUUCUGUUUAUGCACAUGUGUUAUUUGAUUCUGGCGCUACAAAUUCAUUUGUGUCUAUGGGAUUUGUUGAGAAACAUGGAUGGAAAUGUGUCUCUAGAGAGAUCGACUUAUGUAUUGAAACCCCGAUAGGAGGUGUUAUGGUUGCUUACUUAAUUUGCAAAUCUCGUGUGGUUAGUAUAGAUGACAGGAAAUUGCUUGUAGACUUAACUGUUUUAGAUAUGCGGGACUUUGACAUAAUUCUUGGAAUGGAUUGGUUGGCAACCAAUUAUGCUUCUGUUGAUUGUCGAGGCAAAAGGGUAGUAUUUCAGAUUCCUAAUCAACCAAAAUUUUGUUUUGUGGGUAGUGGAGUUAACACUCCUCUUUUGGUAAUCUCAGCUUUGCAAGCUAGACGGUUGUUAAGGAAUGGUUACGAGGGCUAUUUAGCUUCUGUGAGAGAUACCCGUGAGACUGAAUUGAAGUUAGAGGCUAUUCUAGUUGUGAAGGAAUUUCCCGAUGUUUUUCCUGAAGAGUUACUAGGGUUGCCACUAGAUACAGAGAUUGAGUUUGCCAUUGAAUUGAUACCCGGCACGGGUCCUAUCUCCAAGGCUCCGUAUCGGAUGGCCCCAGCAGAGUUAAAAGAGUUGAAGGAACAAUUACAAGAGUUACUAGAUAAGAGCUUUAUUCGGCCUAGUGUUUCUCCUUGGGCUUUUAUGGAGUUAAUGAACAGAGUAUUUAAACCCUUCUUAGAUCAGUUUGUGGUAGUUUUUAUUGAUGACAUUCUUGUGUACUCGAAGAGUAAAGAGCAGCAUGAAGAACAUUUGAGAAUAGUGUUGCAGAUAUUAAGGGAGAAGAAAUUAUUUGCUAAAUUAAAGAAGUGUGAAUUUUGGCUAGAGAGUGCAUCAUUUUUGGGUCAUGUGAUAUCUAGAGAUGGGGUGUCUGUUGACCCCAAGAAAGUGGAGGCGGUGGUAGAGUGGAAUAGGCCUACUAGUGUCACUAAAAUUUGUAGCUUCUUGGGUUUAGCAGGAAAAGUCAAUGCAGUGGCGGAUGCCUUGAGUAGAAAGACCCCGAGUAAUUUGGCUACCUUGAUCACUGACCAAAAGAAUAUCUUAGAGGACUUGCAGAGGUUGAAUAUUGAGAUUAGAUGGCAUACCCAUGGAGUGCAGUUGGCAAACCUUAGAGUUCAACCCACAUUGAUUAAUAGAAUUAAAGAUGCUCAGGGAAGAGAUCCUCAGUUGCAAAAACUUAAGGCUGAAAUGGAAAUAGGGCUACAGAUGGAAUUUUGUAUGCAUAAAGAUGGAACCUUGAGAUUUGGAGAGAGGUUGUGUGUGCCCAAUGAUUUAGAUCAAGAGAGAAAUCCUGAGAGAAGCUCACAGUUCAGGAUACACUGUACAUCCAGGGAGCACUAA